Tarenaya hassleriana is the source of this 1379-nucleotide messenger RNA. Its product is annotated as probable fructokinase-7. Bases 182 to 1192 code for a protein of 336 amino acids. Gene Ontology annotation, molecular function: fructokinase activity. Gene Ontology annotation, biological process: fructose metabolic process. NCBI's taxonomy places the organism in Eukaryota, Viridiplantae, Streptophyta, Magnoliopsida, Brassicales, Cleomaceae. The record is from RefSeq and is a predicted model, not a curated record. Gene Ontology annotation, cellular component: cytosol. The transcript has 7 exons.
UUGGUGGUGUCAUCUGAUUCUCUACUAGUAAAUAACCUUCUUCUUCUCCUCUUCCUACUCCGCUUCUUCAUCUCUGCGAACAAUCUCAAAGCCCUCACAAACAAUUCUCUCUCUCGCUCUCUCUCUCGUUCUUUGCGGUGGAGUUCUCUGUCUCUAAUCUCAGGAUCUUCUGGCCCCGAAAAUGGGAGAAAACACCAUCUCAGGUGAUCUCAUGGAUUCCAAUGCCCUCGUCGUCUGUUUCGGAGAAAUGUUGAUAGAUUUCGUCCCUACAGUCAGUGGAGUUUCACUAGCCGAAGCACCUGCCUUCAAGAAAUCUCCAGGAGGCGCUCCUGCAAAUGUCGCCGUCGGUGUUUCCAGACUCGGAGGCUCUUCUGCUUUCAUCGGAAAGGUCGGUGAUGAUGAGUUUGGGCGCAUGCUUGCUGAUAUUCUGAAUCAAAACAAUGUAGACAACUCCGGUUUGAGAUUCGACCACAACGCACGGACGGCACUCGCGUUUGUGACUCUCAGAACCGACGGGGAACGCGAGUUCUUGUUCUUCCGUCACCCGAGUGCCGAUAUGCUUCUCGAGGAAUCAGAACUCGACGAGAAUCUCGUCAAAAAGGCUAAGAUCUUCCAUUACGGCUCUAUCGGUCUGAUCGCAGAGCCCUGCCGUUCCACUCAGCUCGCGGCUAUGAAGAUCGCGAAAAGUUCGGGGAGUCUCCUCUCGUAUGACCCGAAUUUACGGUUGCCGUUAUGGCAAUCAGAAGAGGCUGCAAGGAAGGAGAUUAUGGCCAUAUGGGAAGAAGCAGAUGUUAUAAAGAUCAGCGAGGAUGAGAUUACGUUUCUGACCGGAGGGGAUGAUCCUUACGACGACGAGGUGGUGUUACAGAAGCUUUUCCAUCCCAAUCUCAAGCUCCUGGUUGUUUCCGAAGGACCCAAUGGUUGCAGAUACUACACUAAGGAAUUCAAGGGCAGAGUUCCGGGAGUAAAAGUGAAACCGGUCGACACAACUGGCGCGGGAGAUGCAUUCGUGAGCGGUCUUCUCUUCAACUUAGCUUCCGAUCUCAGCCUUCUCGAGGACGAGAAGAAACUAAGACAGGCACUUCUAUUCGCAAACGCGUGUGGUGCCAUAACGGUGACAGAGAGAGGGGCCAUCCCGGCCAUGCCCACCAAGGAAGCUGUUCUUGAUCUUCUUUCCUCUUCUGCUCCUUGAUGCCAAGUGAAAAGAUUCAUACAAAUCCUUAACCUCUGCCUGAAUCAGAAUCUUUAAGCCGCUCCUGUUCUCAUUUUUUCCUCUCCCCUGUUAUGGGAACUGAAACGCAACUGUAGUGUUUUUUCUUUUAUACUCUUGUAUACGUUAAGGUGGUUCUUAAUAAUUUAGGUUCUACUCUCGAUUUUAC